GGUGUGGAGCGUAAACAGUUAGCCGGUACAAUCCAGAAUGAUAUCCUGAAAGAAUUCAUGGUACGAAAUACUUACAUUUAUCCGCCAGCUCCAUCGAUGCGUAUUAUCGGGGACAUUUUUGCAUACACCGCUCGUGAAAUGCCGAAAUUCAAUUCAAUUUCAAUUAGCGGUUAUCAUAUGCAGGAAGCCGGCGCAAAUGCAGUGCUGGAGAUGGCAUUCACAAUUGCAGACGGUAUUCAAUACUGCCAGACAGGGCUGGAUGCAGGCCUAAAUAUCGAUGCAUUCGCACCACGUUUGUCCUUCUUCUGGGGUAUCUCUAUGAAUUUCUACAUGGAUCCGUACAACAAUAUUAUAAGGACGACAAUCGAAGCGAUGGCAUCAGUAUUCGGUGGUACACAGUCGCUGCAUACAAACUCAUUUGACGAAGCCCUUGGCUUGCCUACGCCGUUCUCAGCGCGUAUUGCCCGUAAUACGCAAAUCAUCAUCCAGGAGGAAUCCGGUAUUUGCAGGGUGGUGGCAGAGGUGGACGAACUUGGCGGUAUGGCGAAAGCUGUGGCAAGUGGAAUGCCCAAGCUGAAAAUCGAAGAAUCGGCUGCCAAGAAACAAGCUCGUAUCGAUGCAGGCAAAGAAGUGAUCGUUGGCGUCAAUAAAUAUCGCUUGGAAAAGGUUAUUCACAUUGAAAAGUAA
Messenger RNA from Gongylonema pulchrum, 687 nucleotides. Lineage: Eukaryota; Metazoa; Nematoda; Chromadorea; Rhabditida; Gongylonematidae. The record is from the annotation of a GenBank genome assembly.